This is a messenger RNA of Myxozyma melibiosi, 2589 nucleotides long. RefSeq lists its product as uncharacterized. Lineage: Eukaryota; Fungi; Ascomycota; Lipomycetes; Lipomycetales; Lipomycetaceae. The annotation marks the transcript as partial. The record is from RefSeq and is a predicted model, not a curated record. The transcript is spliced from 3 exons.
AUGAUAGUCUUUCGUAGGUCGCAUUCUUUAGAACAAAGCACUCAGCCGUGCAGCGAUAAGCCAAGCCAAAGUUUCAUCGCAUCAAAGUCAAAGUCCAAAAAUAACAUUCGGACUUCACAAUUAAAGCAGCCAGCAGCCAGCAUCCCUCUCCUUCUCUUCUUCUCUUCUCGCUAUAGAUGAAUGACUGUCGGUGACCAGAGCUGGUUUCUUUUUUUGCUUUUGUAUUGAAGAAAUAAGGAGCUGAGAGGAUACAGGAUGGUGAGUUGGAUGGCGUUUACGGGUGUUAAAUGGUGUGGACUGACAUCAUCGCCAAGCAGGCAGAAAACGACGCAGCAGCAGCAGCAGCAAACAACUCGAAUACAAGUGCAAGCAGCAACAAUGAACACCAACAGACUGAAAACCAUGAAGACAGUAAUCAUCAAGACAGCACAGCUGCAUCGCAACAGCUCAACUCACCCACCGAGAGCGAAAGCUCAGAAGGUGUCUUAGCUUCCACCUCCACCGGCACCACCGCCCACGAUGACCACGACGACGACGACGACAACCUCUCCAAAACAGCGACGGAGACGGACGAGACAGACGCGCAGCCCGAAAAACCAGGACAGGAGAUCGAUCCCGCUAUAAUCCUCCCGCAGCUCAUUCACAAGAUCGAUCCUCCGACGCAGCAGAUUCGACGGGUCGAACCGAAUGUUUCUACGAAGAUAGGAACGACGUCAAAGAGACGGAUAUGUGGGAUCAGGUUACCGAUUGCUAUCUGCGCUCUUCUUUUGAUUGCUCUUGCGGUUGGGUUGGGUGCUGGCCUCGGCGUUGGCUUGAAUAAGAAUAAAAGCAGUAGCGCAUCAACUGCUCCCUCAUCGCCAUCCUCCCCUGCCUCCUCCUCCUCCUCGACGUCAGCUUCCGCCACCGAGUCAUCAACCUCAUCCGCUACAUCCACCGCCACCGUCGUCGCUCUCCAAGCCGCGACCGAGACCCCGACCGCGCGAGACACGAUCUCCGAGUACGGCUCAGUCAAGUCCUCAUUCUGCACCCCCGACGCCAGCAUCCUCGGCUUCCUGCAAGCGAACUUCACCGUCGAGCUCAUGGAUUUCCAGUUUUACUCCUCGUACUGGCUUGAUGGCUCGGACGCUGGGUUGGUGAGACAGAUUGCGACUGCGAAGGAUGAUGUUGCGGAGAUCACGGGCGAGGAGGAGGUUACUAGUGUGUUUGCGACGUGUCAGGUUGAUUCGGGUCGUGAGUAUAUAUUUCGAGUGUCUUUGAAGUAUAUUAUAGACUCGGGAUACAACAAGUCUGAGGACUUGACCGCGUACUACAUCUCCAUCGUCCUCGGCUCUACCUCAGUCACCGACGACCUCUACCCCUUAAACACGACCAUCGUCUCCCAGUCCGAAGCCAUAACCUACAACGACACGACAAUAACCCUCGAGCGCCGACUCACGAUCCCCGACUCUCUCGACAUCGCCAACCCAAACAACCUCCUCGUCACCUUCCAAGCCACUUCAGCCUACCAAACCACCUAUCUCUACCUGAUGACCUUGACCCCCGCCGCAAACGAGACAUGCAGCGGUCCAGAUCCGGAUUUCAGCACGCGGCUGGUAAGCCCCCAUGACGUCGACGUCGACCUCGUUGUUCGCGCAAACAGCGACUUUGCAAAUAUCUCGGCUUUGUCGACGACGAUCGAGAGCAGUUACUGCAUACCACCUGGAAACGUCACUCUCUCGCCUCGCUUUGAGUCUAUAGACGACUGGUCUUCAGUCUCUGCAGACGUGGGUAGUACGACGUUCGCGUAUACUUCUCUCAACUGGACAGAUGGUUCGAGCGGGGGCGUCUAUCUGGCUCCGAUCACGGUCGACUUGCUUAGUGGUUCUGAGACGCAGUCGGAUCCAGUGAGCUUGUAUCAAAGCUUGCAGCUCAAUUCUAGUACCGAGUAUAAACUCCGACUAGCUUUUAAAAUCGUCCUGCUGAAUAACUACGACGACUACUCUUCGGACAUCCCCGCCAUCGCCAUCUCCGUCCCCUCCUCCUCCUCCUCCUCCUCCUCCCCUCUAUUCCAAUACACCCUCUCGCGAUCCGAAGUCGACAGUUUCGCUCUAAACGACACGACAAUGACCGUCAUCGGCACCUUCACCGCCGACUCAGACGACGGCACCGUCGUCCAGUUUAACUCCUCGGCUGUCAUGCAGUACUCGUUCUUGUACCUCGCGAGCGUGUACACUGAUACCGAUAACUCUACGUGCGGAUAUUCGGAUCCGAAUUAUGAGCUUUCUGCUGUUGAUAUAAGUUUUGAUGAUUAGUCAAUAAGCUGAUGUUUUGUUCACUUCACCGCCGACUCAGACGACGGCACCGUCGUCCAGUUUAACUCCUCGGCUGUCAUGCAGUACUCGUUCUUGUACCUCGUGAGCGUGUACACUGAUACCGAUAACUCGACGUGCGGGUAUUCGGAUCCGAAUUACGAGCUUUCGGCUGUUGAUUUGAGUUUUUAAGAAUGAGCUGGUGGUUUGUUCACUUCACCGCAGACUCAGACGACGGCACCGGCGUUCGGUUUAACUCCUCGGCUGGCAUGCAGUACUCGUUCUUGUAUCUCGCGAGCGU